CAUAAUUAUUCGAAGUUCGAUGACCUUAUUACGGUCUAAUGCAUGGGAAAUAAUGUCUAAAUUGUUAUAAAUGAUCUCCUACGGAUUCUCUCAUAAUAGGAUUACGCUCGGAAGAAAUCUAUUUCAUCGCGGAUAUAUAGAGGCUAUUGUGCAUAAAACAAAGUUGCCGUAACUUCAUGGGAUCAUGUAGGGGUUUAGAAGAAAGGUGAUAGCAAUUUCGACCAGGUAACGAAUGAAGGGGCCGGCUUUGUUAGUUCGAGAAGGUAGGGGAAUAGCGAAGUGAAUGCCUUUCUCAUCAUCCGUGGAUCUUCAGUAUUCCUGGUUCCAGUCGGACCGAUGGAUGGUUUCUUCUCGUGUGCCGUUUUCUUCGGUGUAUGUCAAGUCGUGAGAAAUUCGAGGGUGGUGGUGAUCGCCAGUGUUUAAUUGAUAAAAAUCAUUAUUAGCCAUGGACUGGACAGCAUUCCUUCUCGUUCUGGCUGCAGGAUUAACACACGCUCAAUUAAACUUCGAGGGUAAUCCACUGACUGAGAACACGGAGUACACAGCGGAAGAGUCACGAUCUUUAGAAAAAACCGCAAGACAGGAAACCACAGCGAACGUGACGAGCACGGUCGCGGAGAUGGUCUACCCUCUAGUCGGAUACCUUCACAGCUCAACGAAGAACACCCUGAUUGAUGAUCAUUCCAUAAAUCAAGAAGAAACAGAUCAUGUAGAACGGAAACAGAACUCUGUCGCUGUUCAAUCAGCUCGACAGAUGUCGAACAUCUACAAUGCAGGGACCACAUCCGCUGAUCCAGCAAAGAUAGCACUGAACUCGUUUUUGAAUUCGAAAACACCUGAAGAAUCGCGUAUGUCGUUGGAUUACUACUUACAAAGUAGAGAAGUUGAACCACAAAGCACUGUGGUUCAAGAACAAACGACGGUACAAACGAUCAGUGAUCAGCAGCAAUUAUCGCAGCAGCUUAUGUCAAGAACUAAUCAGCAGCCAGCAGGGAUCAUGUCUUCCGUAAAUCAGCAAUUGACAUCCCAAUUGUUGCAACGACGAAUGGUACAAGUUUACCCCGCGAACCAACAGCAACAGUUGAACGAGCAAGUGUACAGUACGCCUCUAAAUCUUCAGGAUUACCAGUCACCCGUGUCGAACACUGUGGGUACUUCUGCGGUGCAGCAACAACAGUUACUGCAGCCUUAUGUAACCGGGUUGCAAGCGAGGAACGACGUGUUCUAUCCUGUUGGAUGGCAUCAUCGUAUGAGAAGACUGCGUGGGAAACCGUUUCUUUAUCCUCAGUCCAGGAAAGGAGGUCCUGCAUUCUAUGGUCCCCCAGUACCCUUCAAACAGACAGGCCCACCCGUGGAGGUGAUUUACACCAAGCCACCAGGAUUCCAUCGAGGUCCACCACCUCCGAGUAAUCAUCCGGUACCAUACGAGGAUGCAAGCGCUUGGUUCCCAGAAGCGGACCACUCACCACCUAGCAAAGACGUCUAUUACUCCCAACUGUAUGCUCAAUCCUAUGAUCCUCACUACUAUAAUUACAUCGCCAAGACGGGCAAGAUAAAGCCUCACCUCUAUGGGAAGCUCGGCAAGUAUCACGAAGAAGAGAAAGACGGUAUCUGGGCUGAAUUAUAUCGAGGUUUUAAGAAGCAUGGACUGAAGAACAUCAUGACACCGACAUUUUUACUGGGCAUGACACUACCUGUAGUCACCUUGAUGCUCACCGCACUCGUGCAGAAGAGAUCCCUCUCGCGAUCCGAUUCGAGAGAGUUAUCGAAAGAGGAUACGAUACAGGAAUACUUGGAAGAAAUCCAGAAAGCCAUCGAAUGUUACGAGAAGAGAAGGAAGAGAGAGACGAAUGUAGGCGGAUGUUAAUUUUAUCAGUCAGAUUCUUUCGAUUAACUUAUUAAACAUGAAAGGAUGAUUGGUGUAAGAGAGAAUGCAGAGAGUAGGGAUGGGAUCAAGUUCAAUGUGAACUUAUUCCAAAAUUAAAUGCGAGAGGAAUCUCUUUCCUCUACAUCGCCUUUCACCUUAUAAAAGGCUAACAUUGACACUGUUCAAGGUUGAAUUGCACAAUCAGAACGUAGAUUCUUUCUAGAUUUUAAACUCUGUAGGUUCUUCUUAAACUCUUUAGGCAUUCUAGGUCUUAGGUUUUUAAGCUUUAAACCUCCAGUUCCCAGACUACCUCUAGCUCAAACUCUUUCCGAGUUCUUUCAAAGACAACCAGUUAGAGUCUUCCCAUUUAUUCUUAGUCACUUUGCAACUACAUAUUGAAAGCAUCCCAUCCCUAGUCGAAAGUUGAGUCUUGUAUAUAUUUUAUGUAAUGUGAGUAAUGAUGAUAACGAAUGGUUUAAGAGUAGAUACUUUCUCCUACGAUAGUUUCCUAGUAGCCAAUGACUUAUCGCGUGUGUUUAAUUGUCUUAAAUUGCGGUAAACCGCCUUGGGGUAUCGAUGGGAGUAGGUGACAGUGGUGAGAAGUGAACUUUCAUGGGUCAAUUACCUAUAACCUUGUUCGUAUAUCCACGUGCUGGAGAGCGUGCAGCCUAUGUACUUAACUUGUUAACUGGGGAAAGACGAGUUAAUUCGUUGACGAGUGAAAGACGCGUAGAAAAUCUAAUAAGUAGUAUUGAAUCUAUGAAGGUCUGUUUUUUAUUAACAGCAUUACUUAUUAAGUUAUAUUUAUUUAUUAUUAUACUAAGGGUUGAUGAUACCAAUGGUCAAUGUGUUUUUUCCGGGAAAGGAGAACAGUUUAUACAAUGAUCUAGUUAACGGGAUAAUUGCUUACGAUCCAUCAUGUUUUAUCCGGUAUCCGUGAAACUUUUACUUUUGAAGUAAUCGACGAUCUGAACUGGUAACAGUGAUCUACAUAACUUUUAUAGUUCAAUUUUUGUUUUCUCUUUAAUAGAAACAUGUACGAGCCAUAUCUGGAAAAUGUAAAAAUGCUGAAACUUAAUUACAAUCGUUUUCUUUAUUUCACUUCCGCUUGAAAAAUUCUUUUUCAGACACGUGUACAAUAUUUCGAACGAGUCCUGAAUUCUAAAUUAAAAAUUCGCGAUUUAUCGAUGUGCAUCACGACACAGAAAUGGAUAACCGGUUUUGGUCCAGCAGCCGAUUCUAGUCACAGGAUGUGAUUAUUAAUCUCAAGCCUGUUCUAGUAAACUGAACCAGCGGAUUCUUCGAACGCGUUCGCUUGCUUUUCUAAUCGAUUUAUUUUUGAUGUAUGAACUCUUUAUAAAAUAUCUAUAAGACUAUUUACACAAGUAUUUGAAAAUUGAUACUACAAUUCCUCUCUUUAAAUUUAUCGUCGUGAAACUGGUUGAAUCCAAUCGUCUGAAAUUUUGUGACUCUGGUCGGUAAAAUCUUUUAAGUCUAUUAACUGUUGACGUAAUUCGAAUAUACGAUGCUGAUUAGUAGCCUAGCGAUAAAGGUCAAUUAUGAUAACUUGGGCGUUAAUGAAACCGUGAAUUAAGCGCGACUUCACGUGCAAUGUGACUCGUUAAGUAUUCUUCGCGCAUCCAAUAAAAAUUUAUCGAGAAGAAAUUGACCGAGAUUUCUUCUCUUCCGGAAACGAGUACCUGUCCGGAGCAUAAGUAUCACUGAUUUUUUGUAACUUUAUUUUAUCGCUUGAAUCGCAAAUAUUAAAUUUAUAAGGAAUAUUUAAAUGAAUGAUACUUUGACAUUAUGAGGAAAAAUGUGUCCGACGUAUGCGAAUUAACGAAAAAGUCGAUAAAUAAAUUUAUUCCGUACAGACAUCGACGACUCGAUGUAUAAUCAAAUUAUUUCAUCAAACGAUUGAUGGUUUAAUUCACAGGUCGUGAGACUCAGACGCUCUGUCAAGAUAGAGUUCACUUCUUAGUCAUCUAAGGUUCAAAUAGGACAUUCAGGAACUCUCUGCGCUCU
This is a messenger RNA of Megachile rotundata (alfalfa leafcutting bee), 3892 nucleotides long. RefSeq lists its product as uncharacterized. The record is from RefSeq and is a predicted model, not a curated record. NCBI's taxonomy places the organism in Eukaryota, Metazoa, Arthropoda, Insecta, Hymenoptera, Megachilidae.